AUGGCCUGUACGCAUAUAACAGAAGAGCAAUGCGUGACGCGAGUUCCAAAAGAAAUGUUCAAAAAGAAAGCAGAAAUUGAGGCGAGUGAUCCAUUUUUUGGUGGGAAUUCGAACAAUCCGGACAAAAAGUGGGUCAAAAAUCUGAAUUUUAGGUAGAUUAACCAAAUAUUAUUGUUUUUAGAGCGCACAAUGUUCCAACAUUUUGUGUAGAAUGCGAUUUAUCGAAAUCAUCUCUCAUUUGUCUCAAUUGUGGAAUUAUAAAUUGUGGACGAUAUGAUUCCGGACACGCAAUUGAUCACUUCAACGAAUCUAAACAUGCUGUUGUGAUGGACUGUGUAUCUUUUGCAUUAUAUUGGUAUGUCUAUUUUUAAACCUUCCAAUAUGAAUUAUAUUUUUCAAUAGUUAUGAAUGUGAUGCGACUGUAACAGUGGAUUUCGAACCAGCCUUGUUCCCCCUUAUCAAAUCAAUCCGGCUAUUAUUUGAUAUUGAAGAACCAAUCGGUGAAGAGGAGGUAAAAACAGUGACGGAUCAAGUGGCUUCUUCUAAACUCAAAAGUCCACCACCAAAAGGAGGAAAAAAGGAUAAAAAGAAAGAGAAAAACGUGAAACAUUAUGGGCUGAAAAGCGGAAAAGUUGUGCCAAUGACACCACAAAUUGCUGAAAUAAUAAGAGAUGGAAAACCGAGAGGAUUGAACAAUGUGGGAAAUACUUGUUUUAUGGCAUCAGCUCUGCAAGCUUUAGGGUAAACAUUUGUAUAGAAAAUAAACAAAACAUUUUUGCGGUUUCAGAAGUAUUGAACAAUUUGUGUCCUACAUGUGUGAUAUGCCAGAUUUGGAAGAUUAUUUGAUUGAUCCGACGAAAACACAAGUCUCAUUUGUCUCCAACGAAACCCGCAAUUUCUUUCGAAAACUCCGCGAGCGAACACCAAAAAAUGUGCCGCACCAGCUGAAUUUAUUUCGCAAAGUUUUCGUGACACACUGUCCCAGAUUUCAAGGUUUAGAACAACACGAUUCUCAUGAGUUUUUGCGAUAUCUUCUCGAUCAAAUGCAUACGGAAAUGAAGAAAUGCCAAGAUUUGCCUGAUAUUCCAGAAGGUUCCACAUUUAUCAAUGAAUUGUUUGGUGGAACUCUGCAAUCGAAAGUUAUUUGUAUGAAUUGUCAACAUGAGAGCAAUAAAGAUGAUGUUAUGAUGGGUAAGAAUAUUGAUUUGGGAGGGGUGAUUGUGUUGCACCCUUUUUUCAAAAUAAAAAAUGGAAUUCGAAGUUUUGGGCCUAAAAACCUAUCUUUUUCCGAACGAAAUUCGAUUUUGAAUUUCCGCCGCCAGAAAUCCACGUGGAUAACUUCAAGCUAUUCAAAAAGAUCUGAAAAUGAUUUUUUUUACAGAUCUAUCUCUGGACCUCAAACACAAAGCAAAACUUCCCGACGCACUAAACUCAUUUUUUGCCAAAGAAAUUCUCGACAAAACCGAAAAACCCGAAUGCUCAAAAUGCAAAUCGAAACAAACAUCCAGCAAACAAAUGUUUAUCAAAAAGCUGCCACAAGUAUUGUGUUUGCAUCUGAAACGGUUCAGAGACGACGGUUCGAAAAGUUGUAAACAUGUCAAUUUUCUAAUGGAUGGACUGAAUUUGGAUCAUUUUAUGUCCGAUGAUAUUCCUGAAGAACCACCCACUUUUUAUGAAUUAACUUCGACUGUUCAGCAUUGCGGUGAAAAGUAAGACAUAUAUGUGAAAGUUGGUUUUCACUAUUCAAAAAUAUUCAAAUUUCACUAAACCAAUAUUUUGAAACGUAUUUGUUUCAGGAAUUUUUUGGAAAAUUCUUUUUGUACUCAAAAAGUGUUCUUCCUUUUUUUUAAUAGAAAUUCUAAUUUUCUUUUGAAAAAUCCACGUGGCAAGUCUUCAAGCACUAAAACUAUUGUAAAAAAAAUUGCCACGUGGUGAAACCUCACAAAUAUAUUCUCUGAACAAAAAUUUCAGAGAAAACAAACUUGCUCAAUUAAUCGAUCAACAUAUUAUUCAUAAUAUUCAUCUUCUAAAUCUGACUAACCUAAAACUAACAAAACUACACUCUAUUUUAUCAUUAUUAUUAUCAUUUUCUUCUCCUUCCAGCACUGGUUUUGGUCAUUACAUUUGCUAUGGAAAACGCGGUUCAUCUUGGUAUAUGUUCAAUGAUGAAAAGGUUGAGUUAAGCCAACCGGAAAACGUUUUGGGAUCCUAUGCCUACAUUCUAUUUUAUACAAAAAAGCCGACUUCGGCUCCAAAUCCAACGCCUUCAACAACAUUGCAUUCACUUAAUCUACCACCAAUUGCUCCACCAACAAAAACAAAUCAGAAACCGGUGAAAAAAUAA
Messenger RNA from Caenorhabditis angaria, 2344 nucleotides. The record is from the annotation of a GenBank genome assembly. NCBI's taxonomy places the organism in Eukaryota, Metazoa, Nematoda, Chromadorea, Rhabditida, Rhabditidae.